Molecule: messenger RNA, 336 nt
Organism: Rotaria sp. Silwood2
Lineage: Eukaryota; Metazoa; Rotifera; Eurotatoria; Philodinida; Philodinidae
Source: the annotation of a GenBank genome assembly
AUGUGCACCAACGUUUCUAUACUUGCUUUUGGUGCUCAUCCUGAUGAUGUCGAGGUCGGUAUGGGUGGUACAAUAGCUAAACAUGUGGCAGCUGGUGUCAAGUUAGGUAUUUGUGAUUUGACCGCUGCUGAAUUGUCAUCAAAUGGAACAGUGGAAUUACGUAAGCAGGAAGCAGCAGAAGCAGGAAAAGUCUUAGGUUUAUCGUAUCGUAGCAACUUAGGUUUCCCGGAUCGUGGUUUGGAGGGAACAACGGUACAGAUUGGUGCUAUCACUGCUGAAAUUCGGCGACUGAAACCAAAGGUUGUAUCAAGGGGGAAACAGCUGAUUAUUGAUUAG